Messenger RNA from Carcharodon carcharias (great white shark), 2339 nucleotides. RefSeq names its product small conductance calcium-activated potassium channel protein 2-like. Gene Ontology annotation, biological process: potassium ion transmembrane transport. The coding region runs from base 66 to 2111 and encodes 681 amino acids. The transcript has 8 exons. Gene Ontology annotation, molecular function: calmodulin binding; small conductance calcium-activated potassium channel activity. The record is from RefSeq and is a predicted model, not a curated record. NCBI's taxonomy places the organism in Eukaryota, Metazoa, Chordata, Chondrichthyes, Lamniformes, Lamnidae. Gene Ontology annotation, cellular component: neuronal cell body; neuron projection; plasma membrane.
GUCCCAGGCUGGAGAUCUCUGGCAGUGCAGGGUGUUUGCACCCUGGGCUACUCCAGGGGGAAACAAUGGAGAACUCCCACUCUGGUCACUGCCAUGAUUCAGGUGUCGGGGACCUGGAAGAUGACAUUAUCAAGUGUCAGUAUCCCCCAGCACCAGUCGGGCGGGAGUCCCAGCAGCAGCAGCAGCAGCAGCAGCGUCAGCCUCAGCUCCUGCCCAACCUGCUCAGCACCUCCUCGUCCCCAGCCUUCAGGGCAGUUUCCAGCCUCAGCCAGGUCCAGGUCCAGCCCCAGGCGCCGAGCUCCCGUCAGGGCAGCCAGCUGCACCUGGACGACUACCUGGCCGGUCCCCCGGCGCCCGCCGGCGGCGGCGGCAAGCACCGGCAGGCCAGCCCGCUGGUCCACCGGCGGGACAGCAACCCCUUCACCGAGAUCGCCAUGAGCAGCUGCAAGUACAACGGCGGCGUGGUCAAACCCCUGAGCAGUCUCAGCACCUCCAAGAGGAACCUGAUCGACUCGGAGAUCGAGCCGCAGCCCGUGCCCCUCUUCAGCUGCAACCACCUGCUGGGCAACACGCCGGAGAUUGUCGUCUCCUGCAAGGACGAGCAUCACCAGCAGCAGCAGAAGCACCACCACCACCACCCCCCCCCACCCCCCAGCGGCGGCGGCAGCGGCGGCGGCGGCGGCAACAACAACUCCCGCAGGGGCAACAAGAGGAAGAACCAGAACAUCGGCUACAAACUGGGGCACCGGCGGGCUCUGUUCGAGAAGAGGAAGAGGCUGAGCGACUAUGCCCUGAUCUUCGGCAUGUUUGGCAUUGUUGUCAUGGUGAUUGAGACCGAGCUAUCCUGGGGGAUCUACAACAAGGGCUCCAUGUAUUCGCUCGCCCUGAAAUGCCUUAUCAGCCUGUCCACAUUGAUCCUGCUGGGACUCAUCAUCGCCUACCAUGCCAGGGAGAUCCAGCUUUUCAUGAUUGAUAAUGGAGCUGAUGACUGGAGGAUUGCCAUGACUUAUGAGCGGAUUUUCUUCAUCAGCUUGGAGAUGGUAGUGUGUGCCAUUCACCCUGUCCCUGGGCGCUACACGUUCCACUGGAAGGCCCGCUUGGCAUUCUCCUACACACUGUCUGAGACCUGGGCCGACGUGGACAUCAUCCUCUCCAUCCCUAUGUUCCUCCGGCUCUACCUCAUUGCCCGGGUCAUGCUCCUCCACAGCAAGCUCUUCACGGAUGCCUCCUCGCGCAGCAUCGGGGCACUGAACAAGAUCAACUUCAACACGCGCUUCGUCAUGAAGACCCUCAUGACCAUCUGCCCCGGCACCGUGCUCCUCGUGUUCAGCAUCUCGUUGUGGAUCAUCGCCGCCUGGACCGUCCGUGUCUGUGAGAGGUACCACGAUAGCCAGGACGUCACCAGUAACUUUCUGGGGGCGAUGUGGCUCAUCUCAAUCACCUUUCUGUCCAUUGGAUAUGGCGACAUGGUGCCCAACACUUACUGCGGGAAGGGGGUGUGCUUGCUGACUGGGAUCAUGGGUGCAGGAUGUACAGCUCUGGUGGUGGCUGUCGUUGCUAGGAAACUAGAACUAACCAAAGCUGAGAAGCACGUCCAUAACUUCAUGAUGGAUACACAGCUCACCAAGCGGAUAAAAAAUGCAGCAGCCAAUGUUUUGCGGGAGACCUGGCUGAUCUACAAACACACAAAACUGCUCAAAAAGAUUGACCAUGCCAAAGUGAGGAAGCACCAGAGGAAGUUCCUGCAGGCCAUCCAUCAGCUUCGCAAUGUGAAGAUGGAGCAGAGGAAACUCAACGACCAGGCAAACACCCUGGUCGAUCUCUCAAAGAUGCAGACAAUCAUGUACGACCUGAUCACAGAGCUGAACGACCGUGGCGAGGACUUGGAGAAGCAGAUCAUGAGUCUGGAAAACAAGCUGGAAGGACUGACGAGCAGUUUCCAUGCCUUGCCCAGGCUGAUCGCCGACACCCUGCAGCAGCAGCAGCAGCAGCUCCUCAGCGCCAUCGCCGAGGCGGGCAGUGCCCACGGCGACUCCCAGCGCUCUGACAGCCAGCUGGGGCUCAGCUCCCCUUCCUUCCCGACCCCUUGCACCAGCUCCAGCAGCUGUUAGGGCCCUGAACCUCGGACCAGGCGUGAUUUUUCCGUUUCCCACCCCCACCCCCAACCUCAACCUCUCUCACCACCCUUCUUGCCUGCUGGCUCUGCGAACGGAAAGGGAUGAGGAUACGGGCACAUAGGAUCAGAGCUCUCACCUAACUCAGCACUGUACCUGUCCCCCUUUCUCCCCACUGGUUCAAGGGGGUGCUGACACUCCCUCUCUAUUGCAUCCCCCCCCCCU